Rotaria sp. Silwood2 is the source of this 1158-nucleotide messenger RNA. Lineage: Eukaryota; Metazoa; Rotifera; Eurotatoria; Philodinida; Philodinidae. The record is from the annotation of a GenBank genome assembly.
AUGAAACAUUCAUCACUUCAUUUAAUUGAUUUACCUGAUGAAUUACUUUUGAUGAUAUUUAAGUAUAUGAAGAAAGCAUUAGCAUUAUAUUCAUUAAUGGGAAUCAAUAGACGAUUCGAUAGAAUUUUGCAAGAUCCAAUUUUUGUGAGCCAUUUAACAUUAAUGACAUGUACAUCAAAUAGUUUUAUCUAUUCAAUGUAUAAGAAGACAAUUGAUCGAUUUUGUUUAUACAUAUUACCUUCAAUUCAUCAUAAGAUCAAAUGGCUCAAUCUUGAAAUAUCGUCUAUGAAACGUCUUCUUGCUGUUGAAUAUCCAAAUUUAUGUGGACUUGGUCUUUGUAAUAUACGAGAAGAAACAGAUGGAUAUAUAUUCAAUGGUAAGAAAAUUAUUUUAGCUCUAAUAUUCGAAACAUUGAAAAUACAAAUAAAGACGAUUCAUUUCCAUAAUAUUGUUAAUUUGAUUUGUUAGAUAUUUACAAAUUUAGUUCAAUUUUUACGAUCUUGUAUAUUAGUUGCUUAUGAUUAUUAUUAUGAGGAAGGACAGAAAAUAGUUAGAAUAGAUAAAAUAUUAAAAAAGGAAUUUAACAUUCUUAUAGAAUAAAAGACAUGCCAAAUAAGAAACAAAAUAUUGAAAUAAUUAAUAAAAUUCAAUCUAUGAUUUCUGAUUUUUUUCAUUUAUUUCUAGAAAAGAGGAAAUUGUAAGGAAGUACAUAAAUUACAAAAAUGCAUUUAAUCAUUGAUGAAAACCCAUAAUUACGAUACAAUCCAGGAAACAAACAGAUAUACACAUUAUUAUGUUAUGAAAAGAUUAAAAAAGAAAUUACCUAUAAUUAAAUUAAGUAUUGGAAGUAGUGUGCUAUAGAAAUGAGAACGAUAUUAAAAAUGGAUAUUUCCAACAAUCGUUUUGUUUUCUUUUCAAAUACAUUAAGAUAUUUACUGUAAACUCCCCCCCAGAAUAAAAGGCCAUGGCCUUCUAUUAUGGAAAUUCACAUCGGACUUUUCAGGGUGGUCUUCUAUUAAGGGUGGCCUUCUAAUAGAACUUUUAUGGCAAAAACUUACAAGUUUUUUUUGUUAGUUACUGAUUUUGUUUUUCGAGCUCGGCAACUUAAAAUUGAAAUUUGUUUAAGCUUUUUGAGCUAAUGGUAUCUGUAAACUAGCU